Molecule: messenger RNA, 237 nt
Organism: Anisakis simplex (herring worm)
Lineage: Eukaryota; Metazoa; Nematoda; Chromadorea; Rhabditida; Anisakidae
Source: the annotation of a GenBank genome assembly
AUGGCCGAUAAAAGCGCAUUUGUACCGGUGGAAGCGAUGAGUAGCGGUACGAAACGUCCGGCUGAAUUGGACAUCGAUAUUGAUGACGAUUAUUUCGGAGCGUCGCAGAACUCAGCGCCCCCUCCCCCCCCACCCCCACCACCCCCACCACCACCACCACCACCAGCCCCUAAGAAGAAGAUUGUCUAUAAGAAGUCGAAGACCUAUCAGAAGACGUAUGCAUACAAAAAGAAAUAG